AUGCACGAACUGCGGCACCAGCCACUUCGCAGACUCUACCUACUCUACGAUGCGCUAAGCACACGGCUUAUUAGAACACCUAUAUGGCUCAUCCAUUCGUUGAUCUCGUUCUGGCGUCCUCGCCCAGCAUGGAGCUGGGAGCGCUCCUUUAAGUUCUUGAUGCUUCGGCGUGCAUGGAUCGUCCAGGAUAAGGUUGGGCCGCCCCCUGGAAAUCCUGCUCAGCAUACCUUCUUGAACCUCAAAGAAGAGCGCAAGUCAGGGCCCACAGUCAAAGCGGUCUGGGUUGACCCCGUGCCGGAUCAGAUCCACGGCAACAUUGCACAAUGGGCAGAAAACGCUAAGGUGCAGCCUGUGCGCAUUCCAGUAUAUUGGAUGGACCAGUCUGGUUUAGAUAUAUCCAUCGGCGAAGCGCUGCAGCCCAACGAGAAGAUCUUGUACCGCAUGCACGGUGGGUGCUAUGUUGCGCUCUCAGCGCACCCGGAUAGUCCUAUCGCACCCUUGUCCAAGGGAUUCUUAGAGAGCUACGAGCCCUUCAGACGUGCGUUCGCCAUCGAGUACAGGCUAUCAACCACAUCGCCCCAUCCUCCAACCAACCAUUUCCCAACAGCCCGGAGGAAAUCUCGCCCUCGCUCUCACCCGCUAUCUCGUCGAGCAGAAGCGCACCGAGGCGCAGGCAAUGUCCCCCCGCCUCCUUCAGCCCUCAUCCUCAUGUCUCCGUGGACAGACCUCGGCGACUCACACGACGGUCCCAAUACGUCGAUGGAGACGCGCAAGCACUGUGACUCGCUGGGCGCUAUUCCGGGACGUCUCGACUAUGCCAAAAAGGCAUUUCUAGGACCGUUCGGCAAGGACUUCGCCGAGCUGAACCCUUACAUCUCUCCCGGCUCUCUCGCGUCCUUUCCUUCGUUCGUUGGGUUCCCGAAGACGUUCAUCAACGCUGGUGGAGCAGAGAUAUUUCUGGAUCAGAUUAGGAAGCUGGGGGAUCGGAUGGUUGCGGACAUGGGCGAGGGAGAUAGUCCCGGGACAGUAAGGUAUUACGAGGCGCCAGAGGGUAUCCACGUGUAUCCAGGCUACGAGUGGUUCGAGCCUGAAAGGAGCGAGACAUUAAGGAGGAUCGCGAGUUGGCUUGGGUAA
Molecule: messenger RNA, 1134 nt
Organism: Coniophora puteana RWD-64-598 SS2
Lineage: Eukaryota; Fungi; Basidiomycota; Agaricomycetes; Boletales; Coniophoraceae
Exons: 3
Coding region: 1-1134 (377 amino acids)
Molecular function (GO): hydrolase activity
Source: RefSeq, a predicted model, not a curated record